Molecule: messenger RNA, 746 nt
Organism: Caenorhabditis elegans
Lineage: Eukaryota; Metazoa; Nematoda; Chromadorea; Rhabditida; Rhabditidae
Gene: srlf-11
Product: SXP/RAL-2 family protein Ani s 5-like cation-binding domain-containing protein
Exons: 3
Coding region: 1-690 (229 amino acids)
Source: RefSeq, marked reviewed
AUGCAGUUUCAUCUCAUUUUUCUUCUUAUUCUGCCUGUCCUAGUAGUCUCGGAACUUCAUGAUUAUGAAGAUGUUCGAAGAUUGUGUCCAACUGAAUAUCGGGAGCAGUUUGAGAUGAUUGUUGAUGACUUGUCUGUUGCUGAAGAGGAGACUAAUCGAAAGCUUAUUGUAUUGUCAUCGCAUUUUGAGGAGCAGGACAAUUUCCGAAGAAUUCUUUCAAACAAUGCUCGUCGUCUAACUCAGAUUUACGAGGAAUUUGUUGCAGCCACUCAGAGAAUCAAAAAAGCCAAAUAUUCUGCUCAAGCUAUUCUUGCAAACCGAACUCAUACAGCUCAGGAACAAUAUGAACAAGCGAUUCGUCUUGACAAGAGAUAUCCAUUAGAAAUGUCAGUUCUUUUGGAUAUCUGCUCAACAAUGGGAUACCCAACGACAAAGGCAGUUAUCGCAAGUUCAUUGAAGAAUAUUCCAAAAACAAAUCAAUUGGCUGCUGACCUUGAAGAAUACACGACUGAAGCACAAUCAACUGGAUAUUUCAUUGCACAGGGACUUCAUGAUACUCCAUAUGUGAGCAGAAGAUCCCAACAAGAUGCAAGAAAGACAUUUAUGAGAAGAUAUCCAAAAGCAAUGGCUGUUCAUGAUCAUAUAAUUAAAGUUUUGAGUGGGGAAGUGAAGUUCCGAUCAGUUAUUUGAAAAUUGAAAAUCAAAAUAAAAUGUUUAAUGGUUUAUUGAAUAAAGCUGACUAAUGU